Molecule: messenger RNA, 1218 nt
Organism: Saccostrea cuccullata (small rock oyster)
Lineage: Eukaryota; Metazoa; Mollusca; Bivalvia; Ostreida; Ostreidae
Exons: 5
Coding region: 11-1081 (356 amino acids)
Source: RefSeq, a predicted model, not a curated record
GUAAACAAACAUGGCGAAUAGUGAAAAAGAAGAGAGUUUCAGUUUGUCAUCGGAUAGUGAUGACACUGAUACAGGUUCUUCAUCGUCAUUUCAACGGAGCAAAUAUAGCAAAAUAUUCCCGGACAGAGCUUCCCAUUGGAAAUUAGAACAUCUCUUGGAACUGUCCGUUUUCUAUGAUGAAAAGGCCACUGAUCUUGGAAAAUUCAUCUCCGAUCUGAAAACACUCAAAUAUGUUGCACGUGGGGGCUUGUCGGAAAUGCCAAGAAUCAGUCACACCAUUAUGCAGUACACAAAGGAGUUGUGGAAUUUUUCGUACGACUAUUACAAGGAAACGGGGGGAGAGACGUGGGAAGCUAGAGAUCAGAUCGAAAGAGCAACAGAGGCCUUUGAAGAGAAAGAAAAUGAUAUGGAGGAGCAGAUGAAAUCGUUUGGAGGCAAUUGGAAAAGGUUAUUUUUUGGAUGGAAGAUCAAUCUCUUUGAGUUUUGGAGACAUUUUUCCAUGCUUCUUCAGAGACUGGGUCAAGCAACACCAACAGAGGGAAGAUUUAAACAUCUUUUCAUGCCUUUCUCAAGAAUAUUUUUUCUUUCGCCAGAGCCAGGGCAGGCUUUUAUUGAACACAUGGUCAUCAAGGAUGUUGUUGUGCGUGGUACACCAGCUGUUCGGUUUAAUACUUUUCAAGACAAGUAUUUAAAGGUGUUCAUCGUCACUGAGGUUAAACUCUAUGAUGCCUUAAAAGGAAACUUUAACUCUGAGACUUUCACAUUUAGAAAUGUUGGGAAGGAAGUUCUAGGUCAGCAUGGAAUAGAACUCCUGAUGGAGAGAAAGGGCUCAUUUUUCUUCCCCUAUGUAGUCGGGAUUCUUUGUAUUGGAACACUAGUAAUUCUUACGUAUCUGCACAUCGAUGAGGAUCAUUUUCAUCAGAUUGAAGAAAAGGGAAAACUUAAUAAAACCAGCAAGGCAACAAUUUCUUACACUAGGCCAUUUGAUUUCAUGGACACGAGUGAUAGGCAGGAAAUUUUGGAAUCUUUUUUCUGGUUAGGAUAUGUCCAAUCAAAUGCUUACCAGUUUAAAUGGAAGUAGAAUUUAUUAAUUGUUCAUUCUUUCUUUGUAACUCAGGGUAAUUGUUAUGACCCAUUGAGAAAUCUUGGGGGUAAUUUUAUGCAAUGCAAUCAAAUAAAUGUGUUUUUUGUUCAACAAAAUAGGUAGAUGUAUGUAUU